Loxodonta africana (African savanna elephant) is the source of this 3706-nucleotide messenger RNA. RefSeq names its product cytoskeleton-associated protein 2-like. The transcript is spliced from 8 exons. The record is from RefSeq and is a predicted model, not a curated record. Bases 190 to 2061 code for a protein of 623 amino acids. Gene Ontology annotation, cellular component: microtubule cytoskeleton. Lineage: Eukaryota; Metazoa; Chordata; Mammalia; Proboscidea; Elephantidae. Gene Ontology annotation, biological process: negative regulation of microtubule depolymerization.
GCCAUCGCAGGGCAGAGUCUCUGGCGGCGUGUUGAGCGCGCGGGCUGCUGGUCUGUGGGAACCUGAGGCAGUCAAACCCGAGACGGGAACCCCUCACCCUAGACUGCGCUGAGCAGCCUGACUGUGCUCCGGCACCUGCAGCUACCCCCGAGUCAGAGGACCUCGAUCACCGUAGUGGAGACGAGAGUGAUGACAUCUGAGCACCAGGUCCGAGAAGGGACAAACAUUCUGAAACCUAAAACAAAAAUGGCUGAUAAAGAAAAUGCCAAUAGACCUACAUGGAGCAAAAAUAAUAAAAUGAUGGAAAAAAAUUGUAUUCCUUUAAAACCUAAUGAAUUAACCAAUUCAACUAUAGCAAUUGAUACAUAUAAUUGUGAGGAGAAUAAUCAACCUCUAACGUUUCCACUAAUUAAAGACAAUUCCCAAAUUCAACAUAUGUCACUUAACCAGACAUUUCACCUUAAAAGAAAUAGUAAAGAGAAACUAAUGCUUACAGAAAAACCAAAGCAAGAUAUUAAUGUUCCCAAGAAAACUGUGCUUGGAUUUUAUCGUGGGAAAGUUGUUGAGUCUAAGAUUAAUUCAUUCAGAAAACCUCUACAAGUCAAGGCUGAGAGUUCAGCAGCAAACAAGAAACCUUCAGCUCUGAUCUCUAAUGCCACCAAGCCUCGGCCCAUGAGCGCCAGCAGCGUAACAGUGAAAAGUGAUAGAGCCUCAAAUAUGACUACUACCACUAAAAUCGUGAGCACUGGAUCUCAGAGCAGACAACUUGUGCGAGCUCCUAUUAGAAACCACCACGAUAAUACUCAGGACAAGGUGAAACAAGGCAUCAGUAGAACCCCUGCCAAUGUUACAAUUCGGAAAGGACCUCAUAGAAAAGAACAGACUCAAUUAAAAACAGAUUUAUCUAGUGUCAAAACCAGUUCUGCUCAGGACAUAAAAAGAAAUGAGGCACGAUCAAGAAGCAUAGCAUCUGAAAUUGUAGCCAGGCCUGCUUCAUCCUCUAAUACCAGACUGAUAGAAGAGUCGGAAACCAUCGGCCAGCGAAGACAUACUAUAGCAAAGGCAAGUGUUGGUAGUAGAUCGGGUCAGCCCAAAGAAACCGCAGAACAGAGAAAAGCUCGUCUGACUGAGUGGAAAGCUGGCAAAGGAAGAGUGCUGAAAAGGCCUCCUGGCUCAGGAGAUACCCAGCCUGAGGCUGCAGGGCAAAAUGAAAAACCUGCUGGGUCCUUCUGGACUACCAUGGCAGAAGAAGAUGAACAAAGAUUAUUUACUGAAAAAGUAAACAAGACAUUUUCUGAAUGCCUGAACCUGAUUAAUGAGGGAUGCCCAAAAGAAGAAAUAUUGGUCACACUGAAUGACCUGAUUAAAAAUAUUCCAGAUGCCAAAAAGCUUGUUAAGUAUUGGGUGUGCCUUGCACGUCUUGAACCUGUCACAAGUCCUAUUGAACAUAUUAUUACCAUCUACGAGAAGGCCAUCCUGGCAGGGGCUCAGCCUAUUGAAGAGAUGCGACAUGCAAUUGCAGAUAUUCUAACAAUGAAAAGUCAAGAAAAAGUUGAUUUUGGAGAAAAUAUUGAGGAGGCUAGUGCAACCAAGGAACAAGCCCAGGAAGACAUAGGUACUGAUCUAGAGCCAGGGAAACCAAAUAUGGAAAAUAAACAUCAUAGAAGUAUGAUAAUUCACGAUUGUGAAAAAGAGCAUGAAGACAAAACAAAAGAUCCAGUCAAUGAUGUUAAAACUCCUGAUAAAGAAACCAGAGAGAGUUGCUUGAUUAAAUAUAAUGUAUCUACUACGGCAUACUUGCAAAGUGCAAAAAAGAAGAUUCAGUUUGAUGAAACAAAUUCUAUAUUUAAAGAGCUCAAGUUUCUAACACCAGUGAGACGUUCUCGACGUCUUCAAGACAAGACUUCUAAAUUGCCAGAUAUGUUAAAAGACCAUUAUCCUUGUGUGUCUUCAUUAGAACAGUUAGCAGAGUUGGGACGUGAAACUGAUGCUUUUGUGUGCCGUCCUAAUGCAGCACUGUGCCCGAUGUACACAGAGACCGAAACAACCCAGGAGAAAUAAAGCUGUAAUAAGGAAUGGGGCUUUAUUAUUUCUGGGGUGCUUUGUUUUGUUUGUGCUCUGUGUUUCUCUGUGUUCUGGGCUGGCCAGGUACCUAAGUAUUCUCAGUAUUCAUGGCAGUGAGCUGCUUUACUGAUUUUCGUAUUAUAGCAGAAGUUGCCUUUGAUGCAUCAGAAUCCCAGUCCUUCUUUGUCAAUCUCAACAGAGACUGAGUUUUUCUUGAAGAUUAGCAUAAAGUUUAUCAGCUAGUUCACUGUGUUUCUUAUCAACAGGUAUCAUCAUAAUGUUAGCUUGUUCACUUUACUUUUAAGGAGUCUAAAAUUACAGAAACAUUGUAAGUCAUUCAGUGUAACUCCAGUAAUGCUGUAUCAUUAGAAAAUAAAGUGUUCUGGAUAAAAUUUAUGAUUUUGCAUAGACAUAUUUUUAAAAUUUAUGAUGUACUUCCCUGCUCAUUAAUAGAAUACCGGCUUUUUUUUCUUUUCUUGAUGGUUCUGGAUCAAUAAUUGUAAUAUAUAAUAUGAUUAAGACAUGUAAGACUUAGCUUGCUUUUUCACCAAAUUCUUGUUACCCAGACUGCUGUGUUCUUUGUGUCCCUUGGACUGCCUAUAGGUUCUUCAAAUCACUUUUCCUUGGUGCUAGUGAGUUUGCAUCUGUAGCCGCUUUCUUUCUGAUGGCAACUGAGGUCACCAAGAAGGGUACUUGACUCAAUGACCCCAUUUCUAAGACAUGGUAUUCUGUGGUAAGAAAGAUAAGGUACCAAACCUAGUGGAUAGCAGAACUUUAAAUCUAGUCUGAGUUCCUUUCUUUAGUUCCUUUUGUAACUUCACUAUCUAAAAUGUCAAAAUCUUAACUUCCAUAGUUUAGUUUGUGUAGUUCAUAGACUUGUGGAAAGGAGUUAAGGAAGGGACAUAUACUAUUAGUAAAAUUUAGGUAACAUUUCUAAAAUAACUAAUACUUCUUUAAUACAUUCUUCCACGUGGUAUAAAGACCUAUAACUUCACUAUUAAAUCACGUCCCCAUGAACAGGACAGUUAUAUACAGUAAACAGUUCUCUUUUUCCCACACAUACAUACCACCAAUAAAAUUGUUCUGUGUAGCCCUAAAGUAAUACUUACAUCGUGUACAUUGUCUACCAACUCUACAGUUUCAGAAAAGUGAUUUUUUUUUUUUAAUUUUAAAUGUUCGUUUUAGAACUAUGUACACAGAAUGAAUGUUGUUGAGGAUCACAUACUUUGUCUUAGUUAUGUUCAUUCAUUUGUGUAAAAACACUUGUCUUUGUUCUAUUUUGUUCUAGAGUAGGGUUUUUAUUCUUUUUUAACAGUAUACCUAGUUUGUAUACAAUAAAUUAAAAUAUAUGUACCAUGAUGUUCUAAUGACUUUCAUUUCAACAAAGAUGAGAUACAGUUAAAUUACAGUGAGUUAAUUUGAACCUUGCCUUUGAAAUACAUUGUGGUGAGGUUCGACUUGAGGUUUUUGACGCUCAAACAACUGUGCUUAAUAGUGUAUUUCCUAUCAUCAAUCUAUUUACCUAAAAAUUUACCUAAUUAUUUUCAUCUUAAUAAAAACAAUAACUUAUGUUCUUUAGUUUAUUUCUUUAUAUCUUCCAUGAAAGACCGAAAAUAUGCCAUUUUGAAGUAAACUUUGAUCU